Messenger RNA from Orycteropus afer afer, 846 nucleotides. NCBI's taxonomy places the organism in Eukaryota, Metazoa, Chordata, Mammalia, Tubulidentata, Orycteropodidae. The record is from RefSeq and is a predicted model, not a curated record.
AUGGGAAACCCAAGAUUCAGAAGCAAGUUUCAGGGAAGAAUUCAUAAUGAAAAACCACACCAAGAUCUUUCUGAAUUCAAGUCUGGACAGAGCCCCUUAAAUGAGCAACGUUUAAGUAAGCAGGACACUUGCAAUGGUGUUUAUAAGGACCAAUCAGAGAAGAAUAGAAACCAAUUAGAGGGGAACCUGCAUCAAUUGGAAGGAGAUCAAGACAAAUCAGAAGGAUCUGAAAGUCAAGCUAUAGAAAACCAACACCACUUAGAGAGAUCUGGAGACCACUCAGAAAGAUCUCGAAGCCAAUCAGUGAGAUCUCUUAGUCCACCUGAAAGAUCUUGUGAUGAGUCAGAGAGUUCUUAUAGCAAAUCAGAGAGAUCUCGUGAAUGGAGGAGAUCCCGUGAAUGGAGGAGAUCCUGCGGCCAUUCAGAGAAAUCUCCUGACCACUCAGAGAGAUCUCAUAGCAAAUCAGAGGGGUCUCAUGCUGGAUCAGUGAGAUCUCAUGGCUACUCAGAAGGAUCUCAUGGCCAUUCAGAAAAAUCUCAUGGCCACUCAGGGAGCUCUCAUAACCACUCAGAGAGCUCUCAUAACCACCCAGAGAGCUCUCGUGGCCACUCAGAGAGAUCUCAUGGCCACUCAGAGAGCUCUCAUCUCAUAAUCACUCAGAGAGAUCUUAUAACCACUCAAAGAGCUCUCAUGGCUACUCACAGAGAUCUCGUGGCUACUCACAGAGAUCUCGUGGCUACUCAAAGAGAUCUCUUGGCCAACCAGAGAGAUCUCAUAACCACUCAAAGAGCUCUCGUAACCACUCAGAGAGAUUUCGGGAUGUUAGACAAAAGUGAGAAAGAAUGA